AUGAACGUCCUUGAUCCUGCUUGCGAUCUGGAUUUCAGCAAGUACCCAUACGAACCAUCCGGCGAAUGCCUCCACCACCGAGAGAAAAUCAAGGAGUGGGGCGGCGUCACGACCAACCGCUGCUGUGGGAAUUCUCUCAACACACUCUCUCAAGCUCUAGCUCUCCAUGUCAACGGAACUGGCACUGGCCUUGGCCCUCUCUUCAUUGACAGUAACCAAUGGCUAGCUUGCGACUCUUCCGACCCCAACUACAACUCCAUAUCCAUCAAAUCAUGUGGCUUUGAACAUCUAUAUCUAGGCUCCAGUGCAUGCUCCAACCUCACAUUAUCAUAUUUAGUAAAAAACUUCAAUGAAAAUUAUCAAGCUCUCCUAAAGACCUGCUCUCAAUUCGAUACUCCUUCUUUCAAUGACACUUGUUCGAGGUGUGCGAAAGGGAUUGAGGACACGACCAAGAACCUUCUCAUGCAUCUAAACGUGGAGCACAACAGUAUUGAGAUGGAGAUAUGUCCAGUUGCGAUUGUCGUGGCGAUCGCCGUUUCUAAAAUUGGAAAUGCCACUUGGGUAAAUGACUUCUAUAGGUGUUUGCCUGCUUUGGAUCGACAAGAUACUCGCUACUUCAGGAUCAAGUAUGCCGUGGCCAAAGCUAUAUUAGCGAUAACGAUGGCGGCGGUAGGGUUGCUGCUAAUCAUCAUGCUAAUUAAGUACGUGACCAGGAAGAACAAGCCCACUAAACGCGCCCACGGGAAAGGAAUAAAUGCAUGGUCAGGGCUGUAUAGAUUCUCCCGGGUGGAGAUUGAAAAUGCGAUGAACUUCGGCAACCAGAGGGAGAGCUUGGGUGCAGGAAGCGCGGGCCGCGUCUACAAAGGCAUUCUUCCAAGUGGGCAGGUUGUGGCAAUCAAGCAAAUAUACAAGAGCAAAAACUCGGAUUCCUUCACGAGGGAAGUUGAUGGGCUGUCGAGGAUCCGCCAUCCAAAUCUGGUUUGCCUCUUCGGAUGCUGUGUUGACCGUGGAGAACAGUUCUUGGUCUAUGAGUACUGUGCAUAUGGAAAUCUAGCCCAGCAUCUACUACGGAAUGACAAUGUACUUUCAUGGGAUGAGAGAGUCAGGAUCUUGAGGGACUGUGCCCUUGCAUUAAGAUUUCUCCACGGUUAUCCUGACGGUUGCAUUGUCCAUAGAGACAUCAAGCUCACGAACAUUCUACUGACGGAGGACAUGACGCCGAAGCUAUCAGAUUUUGGGCUGGCAAAGAUUCUAGGGAUGCAGGAAAGCAAGGUAUUCACGGACGUGAGAGGGACCAUUGGAUAUAUGGACCCUGAGUACAUGAUCAACGCCAAGCUCACGAGCGCCAGCGACGUCUAUAGCUUCGGGAUCGUCGUGCUGCAGAUCCUAUCGGGUCGGCGGGUCAUCGAACUGGAUCUCGACGCACGUGAUCAUCUGACGAGGAAGGCAAAGGAUGUGUUCAUGAAAAGACGCCCGCUGUCGGAUUUUGUGGACCCACAACUUAAUGGACAGCUUAACAUGGAAGAUUUUGAAGCCAUCUUGAAAGUUGCUGUUCUUUGCGUCGCUAAAUCAAGCAAAGGGCGGCCGACGAUCAGCGUCGUGUUCGAUGAGCUUGACAAAGUUUGGAAAAAUUCAGUGGCCAACAUGACUGCAAGAGCAAGGAGCGAACUCAGUUCAUCAUCAUCCACACAUUAA
Messenger RNA from Magnolia sinica, 1695 nucleotides. RefSeq names its product probable serine/threonine-protein kinase PBL28. The transcript has 9 exons. NCBI's taxonomy places the organism in Eukaryota, Viridiplantae, Streptophyta, Magnoliopsida, Magnoliales, Magnoliaceae. Gene Ontology annotation, biological process: protein phosphorylation. The coding region runs from base 1 to 1695 and encodes 564 amino acids. The record is from RefSeq and is a predicted model, not a curated record. Gene Ontology annotation, molecular function: protein kinase activity; ATP binding.